Molecule: messenger RNA, 1043 nt
Organism: Conger conger (European conger)
Lineage: Eukaryota; Metazoa; Chordata; Actinopteri; Anguilliformes; Congridae
Exons: 5
Coding region: 120-1043 (307 amino acids)
Source: RefSeq, a predicted model, not a curated record
UAUCCCUGAGAGUGAAAAAUUAUUUUACUGCGCCCACCUCCUGCUGAGUGGUGUUCCGCUGCAUACAGCGCCUAUCCCAUAAUCCAUCACACCAAGAGAAUUUCCUUCAGUUUGGGACAAUGAUUCCUCGUUAUACCAUCGGCUGCUGGAUUCUGUUGUUUUUUUCACCAGGAUAUUAUCAUGUUCUUGCCAAAGUCGUCCGAGUAGCACGGGGAUUGGACGCCACGUUACGCUGCACAUCAAAGACGACUUUUAAACCAACAUGGGAAUGGAACGUGAAACCGGGAAGUAACAUCCAGACGUUGGUGUUGGAGAGCACUGCGUAUCUGCUGGUGGAAAAGUUUCAGGAGACGAACGAGGGGCUGUACUACUGUGUCAAUGAAACCGAUAAAAAAUCUGGGGUGAAACUGGAAAGACAGAAAGGUGUAAAAAAUCGCACACAUGAAGUGUUCAGACGCCCUAAGACAGGCCCGUUGCAGCUCUUUUGUGAAGCUCAGUCCGGUGCGAAGCUUGAGGGGUUUUGGAGGCGGGAACCGACGGCUUCUGAAGGAGAUUCCUGCAAACGGCAUGGCACGGAUCUUGCGCUCUUUGAAAAUCGAUCUGAAGUAAAGAAUUGGCCUGACAACAAAUUUGAGCUGCGCAUCUCCCCGCUGCUUUGGGAAGACCAUGGACACUACCGAUGCGUUCUGUGUAAAAACCGCAGUAUUGACAAAACAUGCACUUAUGAAAUAAUUACAGUUGAUGUGUACCAGGAACCUGCGGAGCUCAUGGAGGGAGGAAAUGGCUCCGUGGUUUGUAAAGUUUCGCACGCGAGACAGGGCACCAAACUGUUGUGGAUAGAGGUGGAAAGUCAGCAGAAGUUCGCCAGCGCUGACGGGUUCGGGAUUGAGUUUGCGCUCUCGGUGAUAAACGUCACACUGAAGCGGAGCGCUUGGGUGUGUGCCGUGUUUUACAAGGACCGUCUUCGAGCCCUGCUGCCGUUAAACCUGACGAUAAAGAGACAAGGUGAGGUGCUGAAGGAACCCCGAAUGAAGAUGCGGUGA